Messenger RNA from Penicillium lagena, 1209 nucleotides. RefSeq names its product putative pectin methylesterase. The transcript is spliced from 2 exons. Bases 1 to 1209 code for a protein of 402 amino acids. NCBI's taxonomy places the organism in Eukaryota, Fungi, Ascomycota, Eurotiomycetes, Eurotiales, Aspergillaceae. The record is from RefSeq and is a predicted model, not a curated record. Gene Ontology annotation, biological process: cell wall modification. Gene Ontology annotation, molecular function: pectinesterase activity.
AUGGCCCGUCUACAUCUCCUGUCUCUUCUCGUUCUAGCCAUCCAUACCAUCUGGGCGCACUCUGCCGCCAUCCAGCAGCAGCACAGCAGCACAUCCCGCCAACAAUGCCAGGCCUCUAGCGCCCAUUGCCCCUACGGGACAAUCGUUGUCUCGGCAUCAGACAAAUACGCCGACUUCACAACCAUUCAAGCAGCAAUCAACUCCCUCCCCAACGACACAUCCACCCAAACAAUCCUCAUCCUCGCCGGCUCCUACAAGGAACAACUCAACAUUACUCGCUCUGGUCCGAUCACCCUCCUCGGCGAGACCACUUCCCCGUCCGAUGCAGCGGCCAACCGCGUCACCAUCACCUGGGAUGCAGCGAACGAGGACAGCACGGGCGAGAGCGUCGACAAUGUCUACUCAAGCGUGAUGAUCGUUGCGCCUACCCUGGAUGCGAGUCUUACUGGCUCCGGCACCACGGGAUAUCCCGUGCCAGAUGAUACGCCGUUUGGGAACCGUGACUUCCGCGCUUAUAAUAUCGACUUCACGAACACGUAUGCCGAGUAUUCGGCUGGCCCGGCGCAUGCGCUGAGCUUUAGUCGUGCUAAUGGCGGGUUUUAUUAUUGCGGGUUCUACUCGUAUCAGGAUACUAUCUACGUGGGCAAACUGGGAAAUGCAUACUUCUACAAGAGCAUUCUGGCCGGCCAAACGGACUUCUUAUACGGCUUCGGCACAGCCUGGAUCCAAUCCUCCGAAGUCCUCCUCCGCGGGUGCGGCGGCGGAAUCACAGCGUGGAAAGGCACCAACACCACCUUCGAGAACAAGUACGGGAUUUAUAUCGUCGACUCGAACGUGCACGCGGCAAACGCCUCCGUCGCCGCGGAGAUUAAGGGCACCUGCGCUCUCGGCCGGCCGUGGAACAGCCAGCAGCGGUCCAUCUUUGCGCGUACCUAUGAAGAUGCUAGUAUUGAGCCGAGCGGAUAUAUUGAUUGGAUUGUUGAUGGUGUUGGCCGCUAUGAGCCCGGGAUUACUUUCAUGGCGGAGUAUGAUGUCUUCGGACCUGGAUUUAAUAGGACCGGUCGUGUUGAUGGUGGUGUUGAUACGCUGCUCGAUAGUCGGGGUUAUGAGCCGUACAGCACGCCGGCAUCGGUGUUCCAGGAUCCAGAGGGCCGGUUUGGGGAUGUGCAGUGGAUUGAUUGGGAGACUGCGCAGGGGAAAGGACAUUGA